This is a messenger RNA of Nematocida major, 360 nucleotides long. RefSeq lists its product as uncharacterized. The transcript has a single exon. NCBI's taxonomy places the organism in Eukaryota, Fungi, Microsporidia. The record is from RefSeq and is a predicted model, not a curated record. The coding region runs from base 1 to 360 and encodes 119 amino acids.
AUGCUGAAAAACACACUUCCCUUUUUAGCAAUUUGGGUUGGAUGUGCUCUGGGAGCCAAGGAAUCUGGACAGAGAAAUCUUUUUUGCAAUAGCCAAGAAAGGCGUGCUGCUUCGAUGGAGGGCGAGAGCAUCUGCCUGAGCUGCAGCCUUCCGCCAGCUGGCCCGGCAAGCCCAGGAAAGCAUGUCUCAGACCGCCCCGCACAGUUUUUUAAUGGAGCCUCUGGCAGAUGUGCUUCACCUUUGGAGCAUUCUGGGAAAAUAGACGACCUGCAGCACCCAAGCAGGCAGGAAAACAGCCCGCUGAAUCGGGCGGGCGUCUUUUUCCGCGUCAUUGCAUGGACGCCUAUGAGCAUCCAGUGA